GCCCCCUGAAGCCUGCGCCGGGAGCAUGGGCGCCGGCGGCCUCCAAAGCGCUCCUCCGCGGCGCCCUAGGCGCCCGGGGCUCGGCUGCCUCUGGGUGGCCCUGCUCGCGUUGAAGACCGUGCGAGGGAGUGUGGACACGGAGCCCCCUGACCCUGUCUACCUGCCGGCCGCUCUGGAGCUCUUAGAUGCCCCGGAGUACUUCCGCCUCCAGCAGAUUGGGCACUACCCUCCUGCCAACUCCUCGAUGGGCUCCCGUUCCGAGACCUUCCUGCUCCUCCACCCGCAGCCGAGGGCACAGCCCCUCCUCCGGGCGUCCUACCCACCCUUCACCACCCAGCAGGCGGUGCCGGGCCGGGCCACGGAGCCGAGUGGCUUGCUUGCUGCCUGGGAUGUUCGGGCCGUGUCGGUGGAGACUGUACUCACGCCCGUGGAGCCCCACGCCCGGGUCCUCUUCUACCUCAAGGGGCAGGACUGGCAGCCGGGCCCCCGAAAUCUGCCCUGUGCCCGGCUCCAUGCCAUCCACCCCCUGGGCACGAUACACCAGGCCUGUCGCUUCCAACCUGCCCUGGGCGCCUGCGUGGUGGAGAUGGAGCUGCCCCGGCACUGGUUCUCCAGCGUCGCCACCACCAAGGCGGAGCUGGCCUACACCUUGGAGCCGGCGGCCGAGGAG
Molecule: messenger RNA, 670 nt
Organism: Gracilinanus agilis (Agile Gracile Mouse Opossum)
Lineage: Eukaryota; Metazoa; Chordata; Mammalia; Didelphimorphia; Didelphidae
Product: transmembrane protein 132A-like
Exons: 4
Source: RefSeq, a predicted model, not a curated record